Molecule: messenger RNA, 3242 nt
Organism: Branchiostoma belcheri (Belcher's lancelet)
Lineage: Eukaryota; Metazoa; Chordata; Leptocardii; Amphioxiformes; Branchiostomatidae
Product: protein FAM207A-like
Exons: 5
Coding region: 98-736 (212 amino acids)
Biological process (GO): maturation of SSU-rRNA from tricistronic rRNA transcript (SSU-rRNA, 5.8S rRNA, LSU-rRNA)
Cellular component (GO): preribosome, small subunit precursor; nucleolus; 90S preribosome
Source: RefSeq, a predicted model, not a curated record
AUGUCAAAGGUUACAGAGCGCAUGGGAAGACGUCCGCACACAUUUUUGCUGCGCAUUUGCUGAUAUUUUGCUAAAAAAAACGACUUAUUUUGCGACCAUGGGGAAGAUCAAGCGUGCGCGACAGAAGUAUCACACAUCCGCGGUGAAACUGGGCUCUGGAGCCGAGGAGAAACUAGAAAAUGCUCCCCAAGCGACGAAACUGCCGUCCCUCCCCCUCCCAGUAGGAACCCCAGUGUUCCCCACCUCAGAGCUGUUCCGCGGAGCUGAUUCGUCGGACCCUGUAACCUCACUGUCCGUGGAGCAGGACAGGCAGAGCGUCGUGUCGGGCAGGUCCAUUCGCACGGAGGGGGGAACCAGGAUCAGCAAAAAGGACAAGAGGAAGAUGAGGCACGAUGUCUUCUUGCAAAAGCUGGAAGCAGCCCACACGGCUAAGAGGAAAGCGAAGGAGACGAAGCGACGUCAGCAGACGGCCGUGGUGGGAGACAUGCAGCCGCUGAAGGACGCCCUGCCACAGCUCACGGCCUUCCUGGAGCAGCAGCAGGGAGGGGCGGCUGCAGCUGAGGAGAAGAAAGAAAAGCAAGGAACACUGAAGCCAAAGGAAAGGAACAGAAUUGAACAAGAAGAGCUGUCCAGAUUUCAGCAGAUCCUGCAGCACCCCCAGUACAGACAGAGACCUGUCUCAACUAUCAUGGAACAUCUGAGAAACAAACUCUCCAAGGAACAGGACAGGAAUUGAAGACACUACUUGAGACUUGUCUCAAGACACUAAUCUAUAAACUAAAGAACAGGCCAUGGAUUUAAUGUCUGCAGCAAGGACAAAACCUGUCUCAAGUACUACUAACAGUAUCAUGGAACAUCUAAGAAAUAAACUGUCGAAGGAAUGGGACAAGUUAUAGAUUACUUGAGACGUAUUUAAAGACCUUGAUUUUUGUAUAACUUUUUGACACAUUGAAACAUAUAAUCCAACUUAUGUAUAAGGUACAUAAUACAAUAAACUACAGUGUACAUGUAACUAUAUAAUAAGAUAUAGCUAUAAACUUACAACAAUAACUUUAAAGCUUGUUAAUUAUGAGCAAUGAAGUACAUGGACUGUUUUUGCUACGGUAUAAAAGAAAUAAGGAGAAAAGAACACCUGUAUUUGAAGAAAUAAAGUAUUUUCAUCCUACCAUCCAAAAACCUGAGUGUAUCUGUCUUUUUGGUCUUUAUUCAAUGGGGGGGAGGGGACUUAUGUCAUGAUUGCUCUAUUGCAUACUCCACUGGCCUUUUCUUUUUCAACUACCACAACACAGUUUUCUGAUAGAUGCCUUCAGAAGAAGAAGAAUGGUACUAGGUUGUAAUUACUUACCUAAGAACUCAAUAGCUAUCAGAGAAUUGUGCAUAGUUGUAGAUGAAAAAGAAAAGCUUAACAGAGUCUACAUUUCCUGAAUGUAGAGCCUAACAGAUGACACAGACAUUUGCACAUAUACCAUGUUGUCCAGUUUAUUCACCUGAGAUCUGCAGCCAUAAAAUAAGAUGCAACACUAAUCAUAAUCCUGAAUGUAAGACUAAGUGUUACAAUCAGAAUACUACAGUAACAUUUUUAGAUUCAAUACUAUAAAGGAAUGGCACAAUGAUUGUAGCAGUACAUAAUAUGUCAAAUGACAUUGUUCAUGUAAUGGCAGCUAGAAUAUGGCAAAACUGAAUAUGGCAGCCUCUCAAAGAUAUUAAUAUACUUUUUCUAACUAAUGUGUAACUUUUUAUAAACUUAAAGAUUACUUACUCCAUAUACAACUGAACAUCUAUAGAUUUUUAAAAAAUAGGUUGACUAAAAUUUCAAGCUAACAUAAGUUCAGGGAUCUCUUCAGUUAUGGCACAAAGUUUUAAACUCUUAUGCAAGUGAAAUACUUUCCUUAUAAUGGUCAUCAUUUCAUGCAUUACUACAUAAUGCAUCAUUGUCAUUGGUUAACUGCAGCACAGGUAAUUGUAUGUUUGUUUCAGUUGCUAUGAUGUAAUGGCUUCAAGACUUGUAUUCAUUUAUAUAUUGGAAUAUCAUAGUACACAUAUUGGUAAAUGAUCAUAUAAGGCAUUGAAUAUGAUAAGUACAAUACUAUAGCUACUAGGCCAAAAUCUUUCACCCAAGCAAGAGGAUAAUAGGCCCCUAUAACCUCCUUUACAUAAGUUACCCAGUGUGCAAAUAUUAUAUGGGUGAAAAGUACAUACUUUUUCAAGCUAAAGCCUCCUAUCACAUAAUUAUAAUGAUACUAUUUGUCAUUUACUAGUACAUAGAACAUUGCAAUUGCAUUGACUCUUAAUUUGCACUACUAUUGUAUGCAACACUUGCACACAAAGUGAAGGAAACCUUGGACUUUUCAUUCCCUAUAGCAUCUCUAUGAAACAUCUGCUUUCCUGCACAAAAUGAUUUGAUUGUCUAAUUUAUAUCCUGGAAGUGUGUUGUGUAUUCUUUGCUGUUUGCCAAUUUCCAAUCUUACUGACUAAUAGAAAAGUGUUUAAAACACCUUACAGACUCUUUACUGCUAAAAAUUAAUCCUUGAGAUAAAAUUUGUUUCCUUGGUAGACUAGAUGAUCUACACUACUUUUCAGUAAGUAUGGUGGGUUACCAGUUCUUUAACGUGCUUGAGGUGUGGCUCUCCUCAAACCCAGGACCUAACUGAAGCGAGGUACUCAUUUUCACCUGAGUCAAGUGAGGAAAUAGGUGUAAAGUGCCUUUCCCAAGGGCACAACACUGGGGCCCGCCUGGGAUUUGAACCCAGAACCUUUAGAUUCACGAGUCAACCCUAAGCAUAAGCACGCCUUGUCAUCUAGUAUGGCAUUCAAAUUCAUAUACUGUAACCUAGGUUAGAUCUUUGGUACACAAAUCAAUCACUUUUGCUAAAAAAAAUAGUCCAUAAACAUCACUCCUUUGUUAUGCUAUUGACUUGAAUUGGACGUAUAAAGUGUUGUUUGCUACAAUAAGAUAUUUAUAAUCAUUCUCAGUAUAGAGCUACAGUUUUAUACAGAUUAUAUAACAGCUAAUGACCCACUAAAUAAUCUCCUUAAAACUGAAAUUCUACAAUAAUUAAAAGCAAUUCUCCUCCAAUCAUCACAGAACCCCCUUUAAAUCUACUGUUUCACAGAACAUUUUUGAAGAGUAGAAAGUUUUUCAUAGGAGGUGGGAGGGGGAAGUCUUGGAUAACAUUGUCCUCUGAUCUCACUUCCUCCAGUGUUGUGUGUAUCUUCAGCCUACAGAGUCGCUGCAGGCUGGG